Messenger RNA from Lactuca virosa, 798 nucleotides. The record is from the annotation of a GenBank genome assembly. Lineage: Eukaryota; Viridiplantae; Streptophyta; Magnoliopsida; Asterales; Asteraceae.
AUGACCACGAGAACAAUAGACCAUCGCUCAUAUGCACAAGCUAUGGGGAUUCAAAAGGAGACUUAUCCAGUAAGUAACCCUCCUAUUAAACCCAACUCUAACACACAGAUGAACGAGUGGCUGAAGAAAAAGACUUUGGCCGGUGAAGCUCACAGUCUAGACCACAUUAGUAACCUCUUGGCCACCUUGUUAAUGAACGAUGACACGAAAUACUUGGUAGGAUUAACCAUGGAUUUAGGAUUCGGUAACUCGGUGGAUGCUAGAGAGUUCCUAGAAGAUAACAACAGAUGGAAAGACUGGUUCAAGUGGUUGAUUCUAGCAUAUCAAAAGGAGAUGCCAUAUGAAAAAACUGCAUGGCUCAAAAUUCUUGGAUUACCAUUAAGAUUGUUUGAUGAUGAUAACUUUUCCAAGAUUGCUGGUAGAUUCGGAAAAGUAAUAUCCCCCUUCGACAAGAUUAGCAUGAGAAGAGAUUACUCCAUGGGUAAGGUGGGAGUCCUAAAGUCUCAAAGAAAGUGGAUAAACGAAGAAAUAACUAUCAUGUUAGACGAGAAUUAUUACAAGCUCAGUGUAGUAGAAUAUACGGAUGACUGGUCCCCAUUCCACCCGCUGUUGUUUGACAAAGUGGAAGAAGAUUCUGACGAAGACGAGAUAGGCUUGUCUGAGGAGGAAUAUGAUGAAUACGAAGGUGCCUCAGACACUUGGAUGGGGGAUACUACAGAGGUAGAAGAAGGGGAAAUUGUACCGGAUCAUGUGAACCCAAGCAUAUCGGAGAUACCAACACAACCUGUUACGCACUAG